GUUGUUGUUAUGAGCAAGGGGGAGGCUGAACAGCUACGCCAUCUUUGCUUUUCCAUUGCGACUCUCCCCUUUCUCUUAUUCUCACCAAUAAUUAAUUUAAUUGUUUCAAUUUAAAUGUUUGUCUAUCACCAGUUAAUUGUUACACUUGGAGAAAAUCACAACAAUUAACUUGAUCACUUGGUCAUCAAUAGAUUUUCACAUCUUCUGUGUUCAUUUUGUUCUAUUCUUUUUUCUUGGUUUUCUCUUUUCUCUUUUCACCUUCCAUCACUUUACCUUUUUUUGUCUAUUUUGAUGCGAUUUUAAUUGUUGAUCAUCUUUACAUUUAAUUUCUUAACCUUGGUAACUGAUUAAUUUUCUGAUCAUCUGGUUUUCUCUUUUAAUUGUUUUCCUGUUUGUUCUUUUGUUUUUGUUCUCUUUUUUGAUUUUACUUGUUGUUGGAUUUUCUUCUCUCUGUUAUGAAUCAACUAUUUAAAUUAACCAUUUCCUUCUAUUGUUUACCAAUUCCAAUGAAUCAGCUGUUAACAAUCGACUAAUUUUAAAUUCAACUGAUUAUCUUUUUCCUCCUGUAAAUCAUGAGAAAAACAAUCAAUGGUCAUGGUAACAAACUUGGUAAUUCAAUCUAUCGAUACAAGUCUCAUAACCAUUUAUAUGGUCAAUUGUUGUGUUUCUUUGGGAUGAUUAAUGUUAAUUUGUACAACACAAUGAUGAAUUUUCCCUGUUUAAAUCAAAGGUGAUUAAGGAAUGGUAAAGACUUUCAAAAGUCCGACCGAUUGAAACUCAAUGGAUUUGGUUAUUUGAAUUCUCUAUGGAAUUAAGGUAAUCUAAUAACUAAUCUGAUUCCACUCAAGAGGAUCCGAGUGAUAAAAACACGAAGAAAACUGAAUCAGGGGCAAUCAAUGUUGAUUCAGUUUGUGAGAUGGAAAAAAAUGAAUCAAACAAUUAAAGAUAAUCACCAAUGGUGAUUUACUGAUUGCUAAAGUGUCCAGAAUAGAUUGUCCAGUUUCGAGGAUUUCGACCGCAAAAAAAGGACCAAAUUGCCCAAUUAAAUCGGAGAGGGAGAGAGAGAGAGAGAGAGAAAACAAAUAUCCAAGGAGGAAUAUCUUUCAUCUGUUAUAAUCGUUAAUCCAUCAUCGUUAAUCCACCAAUAUGGAUUAUCCAUUAUUCAUGAAAAGUAUUCUUUUCCUGGCAAAUUUGGUUUGUCUUUUUGUUUCCAUAAUUUGUUUCACCAUAGAUUCUGAUCGUUGGCAUGAAUAUCUCUCAUCAAUUAUAACUCUUGUGGUGACAAUUUAUGGUUUCGCGAUUUCUUGUCAAAUUAAUCAAUGUCUUCUACUCUCAUUUACCAUUGCAUCAGCCAUUGAUUUCCUUGUUAAUUUGGCAAACAUAAUAAUCAUGAUUAUCUUAACCGUUCGUUGGAAACGAUUCUGUAAUGUUGGUGACACUUAUUUCGAUGAUGGGUCAGGAUGGACCUGUCAUGAUCUAAAUUACAAAGGUUAUUGGGGAUUCGUUUACGCUGAGAUUACACUUUUGCUGAUCGGAUUAAUUUCCAGGAUUCUAACAGCAAUGUCAUCGUUUUUCCUGGUUAAAUACUAUUUCAAUGAUAUAAAAAAUGAACACGAUUAAUGAGCCAAGUUGAUUGCCAAAGAAAUAAACGUAAUCCAAAAGCAAAUUUAGUGGUGAGAGCAAAUCAACAACAACAAUUAAAAAGGAAACAAUUAACCGCCAGUAACAAUCAUCAUAUCAUAUGAUUGAAUCGCUUUCUCUUAAUCAUUAACCCAAUCAGAUUACAAUUCAUUUUCACCAAUUUUCAAUUUACUUACACUUUGUCCAAUUGUGAUUUCAAUGUAAUCCCAAAGAUCAAUUGAUCAACAACAACAUUUUGUAUUAACAUUACACAAUUAAAUCAAAUCUUGUAACAAUUAACACAAUUUGAAAGUGGAAACAUUUUCAACUCAUUUUUAGGAUUAACAUGAACUCCUUUCAAAUCCUUGAUUAGUGUAACCGAUUGUAACCAUUGAUAAUCUACAAUGUAUGUUAAUUGCUACAGAUUAAUUGUUUGCUCUCUCCUAAUUGGAUCAACAAUGGAGCAAUUAAUAUGUUUAGAGUUUAAAUUAUCUUUCCAAUUGUAAAUUGAUGAUUAAUCGUCUCUCUUCAAACCAAUUGCAAUUUACUUUGAUAAUAUUGUUUUCCAUUUUGCUAACCAGUGAUUUAAAUUGUUGUGACAAUUUGAUUUCUUUGUGAUUCUCAGGACGGAAUAUAUUUUAAUUCAAUUCUGUGUUUUACUGUGAUGAUUAACUCCCAAUGAUUAACCUUUCAAUUAAUCAGGCCAGUGGUUUCGUCGAUUACCUAACCCCACCAUUGGAAAAUAGCUCAUUGAAAUCUAAUCGAUCACUUUAUUCAUCUUCACAUCUUCAUCCGAUCACCAUUGAAGAAGCACCUAAAGUCCUUCUUUGGACUGGACUUUACCAGGACGGAACUUGGGAAAAUAGUGUUGAAAAAUUGGCCCCUUGUGGUGUUUAUAUUACCCGACAGAGGAAAUAUUUAGCCGAAGCUAAGAUAAUCAUCUUCCACUGGAGGAAUCUUGAAGUUACUGAUUUACCACCCAAAUUACCUGAUCAAAAAUGGAUCUGGUAUCAUUCAGAGUCACCUCAUCAUACCUGGAGGUCAAAUAUAAUGUCCAGUUUACAGAGUAAAUUUGAUUGUUGGGCCUCUUAUCGACAAGACUCUGAUUUUUAUAUUCCCUAUGGUCGGAUAUUACCUCGAACUACCAAUGAGACCAAAAAAUUGAACCAAAAGACGAUCAGAUUAGCGUCUAAACCUAAAUCAAUCGCUUGGAUGGUCUCCAAUUGUAAAGCACCUUCAGGUCGCGAUGAUUUUGUCCGACAAUUAUCAAAGUUCAUGCAAGUUGAUAUUUAUGGUGCUUGCGGUAAAUUGAAAUGUUCACUUCCUUCCGACUUUCGAUCGCAAAAGUGUUGGCAAAAAAUGGCCAAUGAGUACAAAUUUUAUCUCUCCUUUGAGAAUUCAAUUUGUCGUGAUUAUUUCACCGAGAAAGUGGUCAACAUCCUGGACCUUGAUAUUAUCCCAAUUGUUUUCGGUGGUGCAUCUUAUUCAACCGUUUUACCGGAACAUUCAUUCAUCAAUGCUCUCGAUUUUCAAUCACCUCAACAAUUAGCAAACUAUUUAAAUUAUUUGUCAAACAAUGAGACAGCUUAUAAUGAGUAUUUCACUUGGAAACAUGAUUAUUCAGUCCAAUUAAUGAUUCCAACUCGUUAUCAUGAUAUUUUCUGCCUAAUUCAUCAAGGAUUAUCGGGUCCUAAUCCGAAACAGUGUCAAGGUACCAACGGUGUUAAUCUGAUCAAAUGGUGGUACGGUGAUGCUAAUUGUAAGAAAUGGAAACCUGACAAAGGAUUAGUUGAUUUCCAUGUUUAUUAAUUUGCCACCAAAUGCACGUUAAUCAACCGAUCAACGGAUUAUUAAAUUAUUUCUUCCUCUCCUGCCAUCGGUUAAUCAACAAUCAAUCUAUCAAUCUAUUUAUUUGUAACUUAAUCAUCAUUUUGUAAUGUUGUUCAUUUCAGUGGAUAAAUUAUAUUAUAUUAUAUAUAAAAUUAUCGUUAAUUGUUAUAUUAAUCAAAUAAUCAAU
Molecule: messenger RNA, 3637 nt
Organism: Panonychus citri (citrus red mite)
Lineage: Eukaryota; Metazoa; Arthropoda; Arachnida; Trombidiformes; Tetranychidae
Product: glycoprotein 3-alpha-L-fucosyltransferase A-like
Exons: 5
Coding region: 2299-3429 (376 amino acids)
Cellular component (GO): membrane
Molecular function (GO): alpha-(1->3)-fucosyltransferase activity
Source: RefSeq, a predicted model, not a curated record